Messenger RNA from Portunus trituberculatus (swimming crab), 2357 nucleotides. RefSeq lists its product as uncharacterized. Lineage: Eukaryota; Metazoa; Arthropoda; Malacostraca; Decapoda; Portunidae. The record is from RefSeq and is a predicted model, not a curated record. The coding region runs from base 1373 to 2005 and encodes 210 amino acids. The transcript has 3 exons.
CAGACAUAUGCCUGUCACGUGUCAUCGUCUCCACUCCCUUCUAUCGACCAAUAUUAGUUGGUGUCAGACUCCAAAACUCAAGAUGAUUAAUUGAAUUCCUGAAAAUUUUACUACCACUAACUUUCAAUAUUCUGAGAGAUGGCAGGCAUUGAGCAGGACUUAGCAACAUUGGAGGUUGACACACCUCAAAACAAGGACAGAAAAAAAAGGCAUGUGCACCAGCUAAUUGAGCCAGAAACAUAGCUAAAGUUAGGAGAAAUUCUGGAAAAGAAUAUGUGAGUGUCAAGACUGGGAGGCUUGUAGCAGGCAGACAAAUUGGUACUCCUUGCCGUGAUGGUUGUUUUGAUAUAGUGACCAUGCCUGUAAUAAGAGAACUCUUCACUGACUUCUGGGCAAUAAGUAAUUAUGAUGCCCAAACUGCUUACACCCAGAAGCUUGUUUAAAAAGUACCAGUUAAAAGGCACCGGCCAAGCAAGACCCCUGACAACCCUGGAAAGCACCGCGAGUUCAUGUAUGCAUACAGCGUCAUUUACAAGGAUGAAGCUUUUCCUGUUUGUAGAAAAGCAUUUACAGCAAUUUUUGGGAUUACCAGAAAACAACUUGAGUGUGCAACAGAAAAGGCAACUUCCACACGUUCCUACACUGGAUCAAUGCAGACGUCACGAACCUUCCGGAAAAAUUACUGAAGAAAAAGCGCAAUGCGUUAGAGAUCACAUCAGCCAAUUACAGACAAUGACAAGCCACUACAGUCGUGCCAGAAAUCCUCACAGGAAGUACUUGGAGAGCAACUUGACCAUCUCAAACCUUUAUAAAUCUUAUGAAGAAUGGAUGUCUGCCAAUCAUCCUGAGGUUGAAAAGGUGACUCAACAUUAUUACCACAAGACUUUCUCAAAUGAGUUCAACAUUGGCUUCCAGCCACCAAGGUCAGAUACCUGCAGCACAUGUGAUAAACUGACCACUUCCAUCAAGCUGGCCACCACCGUAGCUGACAAACAACUCUAACAAGACCAGCUGAAGCACCACAAGGAUAAAGCAUCACAAGGACAGCAAUUACUGAAGAACAAGAAAAAAGACAUGUAUGAUGAGGUUGCUGUUAUUUGUAUAGAUCUACAGCAGACCAUUCCCAUUCCCAAACUCUCCACAAGUGUUGCAUACUACCACCGCAAGUUGUGGAUUUACAACUUUUGCAUUCAUAACCUGAAGACCAAUGAAUAAAAAAUGUUUGUGUGGGACGAAGUUACCGGUGGACGUGGCUCCAUUGAGAUCACCAGCUGCCUCAAGAAAUGGAUUGCAAUGAAGUAUGACGAGAAGCAUUUUGAACAUCUAAUUGUUUUCAGUAACAACUGUGGUGGCCAAAACAAAAAAUAUAAACAUGGUCCUUAACUACCUUCACGAAGUACACAGUGGACGAUUAAAGAAUACUGAACAUAUUUACCUCAUGCCAGGUCACUCCCUGCCAUGUGACAGUGCUUUUGGAAACAUUGAAAGAAAAUUAAUCCGCGAGAGCAACAGCUACGACUUUGACUCCUACUGCAACAUUAUUCAGAAUGGUAAGGAUGUGCCAACAAUUGUGAACUUCCUUGACAUCAGCGUGUUGAAGCAGCGUGUGGUGAAUCGCAAACCAAUCAAUGAGUCUGUUUCCUUCAUUGAAGCCAGGAAGCUCAUCUUCGACCAAUCAUACAAGGAAGGAUACUUCAUUGCGAUGACAUACUGUGAUGCCCCACUCAUUCCAGUCAGAUUAAUGCCUGGCAGAAGCAGCUUCUCCCAGAGCCUGUUUGACCUCAGUCUAGCAGCACUCCCACAAAAAUAUGAUGCACCCAUUCUUUUGAAUGCUGGAAAGUUGGCAAGUUUUCAACAACUGUUAGCUUUCAUCGACACAGAAAACUACCUAUACAUCAAGCAAAUACUUUCACGCCAGGAGAGCCAAGUUGCUGCAAGUCUAUCUGCACCAAAUGAGAACGACACGAAACUGGAUGCAGACAACCAUUUAUUGGAAUUUGAUUAACAAGAAAGCUGCUGAUGAGCUAUGGCCCUGCCACAGCAGUACACACACAAUAUCACUGACGCUAUAGUCCGACUCAAAUAUGAAGGCCGCUGAGAGGGGAGACCUGACGGGGAUUCCCCGGCUGCGGCAUCGCCAAGCAUCGUAGCACGUUUCGAUCUCAUUAUUAACUUACAUCUUAAUGAACAGUCAUAAAAGUGUAUUUCUCUAAAUUUCUACUAAGGAUGUAUAAAGAGCUUUGAAUAUUGUUUUAGUGUAAUGAAGACAAUGAUUUUGUAUAGAUACCACAAAAUAUAACACCACUGCUCUCCAGCGUUGCUACUUUUCAAGGUUGGACAUGGGUGAGGUCAACCUC